UAGGCCCAGGGCGGUGGCGGCGGCAAUAAAGAGGCGGCGGGGGCGGCGGGUAACCAGCGGCCGGACUGCGCCAAGUGGCGGCGGCUUCCACGGCAACGGAGGCGGAUCCACGGUGUCUCGGCAGGACCAUGGCCUCCUCAAAGAAGAAACUUGAAGGUCUCGUGGCUGCAACCAUCACACCAAUGACUGAGAAUGGAGAAAUCAAUUUUUCAGUAAUUGGUCAGUAUGUGGACUAUCUUGUGGAAGAACAGGGAGUGAAGAGCAUUUUUGUGAAUGGCACAACGGGAGAAGGCCUGUCCUUGAGCAUCUCAGAGCGUCGCCAAGUUGCAGAGGAGUGGGUGACCAAAGGGAGGAACAAGUUGGAUCAGGUGGUGAUUCAUGUGGGAGCACUAAGCUUGAAGGAGUCGCAAGAACUGGCCAAACAUGCAGCAGAAAUAGGAGCUGAUGGCAUUGCUGUCAUUGCACCUUUCUUUCUGAAGCCAUGGAACAAAGAUGUCCUGAUUAAUUUCCUAAAGGAGGUAGCUGCUGCUGCUCCUGCAUUGCCUUUUUAUUACUAUCACAUUCCAGCCUUGACGGGGAUAAAGAUUCGUGCUGAGGAAUUGUUGGAUGGGAUUCAGGAUAAGAUCCCCACCUUCCAAGGGCUGAAAUUCAGCGACACAGAUCUCUUAGACUUUGGGCAAUGUGUUGAUCAGAAUCAGCAGCGACAAUUUGCUUUCCUUUUUGGGGUGGAUGAGCAACUGUUGAGUGCUCUGGUGAUGGGAGCGACUGGAGCAGUGGGCAGUACUUAUAAUUACCUGGGGAAAAAGGCAAACCAGAUGUUAGAGGCUUUUGAACAAAAGGACUUUUCUUCAGCCCUGAAUUAUCAGUUUUGUAUCCAGAGAUUUAUCAACUUCGUGGUCAAACUAGGUUUUGGAGUGUCACAGACCAAAGCCAUCAUGACUCUUGUCUCUGGGAUUCCAAUGGGCCCACCCCGCCUUCCACUGCAGAAAGCCUCCAGAGAGUUUACUGAUAAUGCUGAAGCUAAACUGAAGAGCCUGGAUUUCCUUCCUUUCACUGGUUUAAAGGAUAGAAAUUUGGAAGCCUGUAGCUAGUCUCUCUCUAUCAAAUCAUGGUGUAUACAUUGAGACACAAUCCACCUUGAAUAGUAUACAUACUCAUUUCUCAGGGAUUUUUUAGAUGAACUAAAUUCUCUCCUACUAAAUUAAACCCCACAUCAUUCAAUCCACAAGUACUUAUCAAGUACCUGCUAGGAGCCUACAAUAAGUUUUGUGAAAGGGGCAAAAACUUUAAAAGCAGUUAUGAGCCCUAAAUCAUUCAACAGUUCACAAAAUUUUUAUGGAGAAAUUUCUGCUUAUAUGGAUGAAAUGGAAUCAAGAGGAAAAUUGUAAUUGAUUAAUUUUAUCUGCCUUUGGGAGUUCCCAUUAUCUUGAUUUCUGCUUCUUAAUCCUUUUUUAAAAGUUUUCUGAUUUUACAGCAUUAUAAUGUACUUUCAUUUCAAUAAAUAUUCAGAAUCUAGGAAAACUCUUCAGCUGUUGCAUUUAGGCAGGCACAUUAACUUUAAUGCCAAAUUAUAUGACUGAAUUAUACAUAAUUACUUAUACACCAGGACAUUUGGCUCCUCAGUCUAUCUCUAGACCACUUGCCUUCAUCUUGUGAUAUAACGGUUUUUCCCAAAAACCAGUCCCUGAAAUCAUUGUGUUCCUCCAAACAUCCCCAGUAGACUGAUACCAGAUUUCUGAAACAAGCAGAGGUUAAAAACCAGCUUUCAGUGUUUUGUUGAAUGAGAUAUUUCACAUACCAUUGUGUUAGCAUAGUUUUAACAUUAAAAACAACUAGAAAAUUCAAAGACAGCAAUAAGUUCAUAAUACUCCAAAUUUUUACUGAUGAUUUUGGUAGCCUACUGCUAUAUCAUGAUAUUAGUAGUCUACUGCUAUGUAAUAAUUAUUCAUUUCUAAGAAGUUAGAUGUUAAAAACCUAAGAGCUAAACUCAGCCCUGAUCAUUUUUUUUAAUCAUCAUAUUUCUCUUUUGUG
Molecule: messenger RNA, 2031 nt
Organism: Trichechus manatus latirostris (Florida manatee)
Lineage: Eukaryota; Metazoa; Chordata; Mammalia; Sirenia; Trichechidae
Gene: NPL
Product: N-acetylneuraminate pyruvate lyase
Exons: 12
Coding region: 129-1091 (320 amino acids)
Biological process (GO): carbohydrate metabolic process; N-acetylneuraminate catabolic process
Molecular function (GO): N-acetylneuraminate lyase activity
Source: RefSeq, a predicted model, not a curated record